CCGCCGCCUCCUCCCAUCGCUCCACCCAUAGAUCAGUUCCCCCCAUUUCUCCCAAUCUCCCCGCCGCCGCCACCUCCUCCCGAUCUCCCACCCACCGCCGACCUCGCCGUCCUCCCUCCCUCCCCGCACCGUCCCGGCCACCUUUUUUCUCGGUGACCAACGCAAGCACGCGAGCGAACUGCUCGAGAGAAAAGUCGCGGCGAGAGCGAGCACAGCCGCGGAGACAGAUAGACGCACGCACGCCAGUACAAAAUCGCCCCCGUCCCGUCUGUCUUUUUUUCUCUCCCGCCGCCGCGCCAUGGAGGAGGGGAGGAGAGGGACGAGGACGGUGCGCGUGCGGAACAUCUCAGAUCUGGCCAGGGAGCGGGAGGUGCGUGAGUUCUUCUCCUUCUCCGGCGAAAUCGACCACGUCGACAUCACGCCUGACAGGGCGGCGGCGCCGGGGAGGACGGCCUACGUCACCUUCAAGGACGCCAAGGCCCUGGAGAUCGCGCUGCUGCUCUCGUACGUGCGACGUCCAGCGUCAACGAUGAUGCGGACCAUAUGUUCAACUGCAGCCCCAUCCAUUGCAUUGACACAAAGCCUGUCAUUGCUAAGGGAGAAGCGGGACUUGGAGAAGAAAUCUUUCCAUUAAGCAGAUUACAUGUUUGGUUGCUGUGAAGUACCAGAUAGGCUAGUUCUAUUUUUUCACGAUCCUGGAUUAUUUUAGCAGCGCCAUGCAAAUGUAGUAGCGUUAGGUUUCUGAUUCACCUUUUGUAAAAACUUAGUUAGCCCGCACUCAGUCAGUAGUAGCUCAGCCAGCCAGCCAACCUCAAAUAGUAUUGCUGGAAUGAAUGGUUGUAAUAUAAUAACAUUGCAUGUUGCUUUGAAAAUGUAUCAGAACUGGGCUAGGCCCAAGAUAGCUUGUGGUGUGAUGUGUUGUAAUGUCAAUGGCAUAAUAAUUUUUUU
Molecule: messenger RNA, 948 nt
Organism: Aegilops tauschii subsp. strangulata
Lineage: Eukaryota; Viridiplantae; Streptophyta; Magnoliopsida; Poales; Poaceae
Product: binding partner of ACD11 1
Molecular function (GO): RNA binding
Source: RefSeq, a predicted model, not a curated record